Melampsora larici-populina 98AG31 is the source of this 2895-nucleotide messenger RNA. RefSeq lists its product as uncharacterized. Gene Ontology annotation, molecular function: saccharopine dehydrogenase activity. The coding region runs from base 1 to 2895 and encodes 964 amino acids. The transcript has 14 exons. The record is from RefSeq and is a predicted model, not a curated record. Gene Ontology annotation, cellular component: cytoplasm. NCBI's taxonomy places the organism in Eukaryota, Fungi, Basidiomycota, Pucciniomycetes, Pucciniales, Melampsoraceae.
AUGAGAUUACUUUCAUAUCUAAAUCAAACUAGAACUAGAACCAGAACCAGAACCUUUCUUACUAGCAAUAGAUUACCAAUUCAACUACUCAUCAAAGCUGAAGCAACCUCACGUCUUUGGGAAAGAAGAACACCUUUAGUACCUGAUGAUAUCACUCAUCUCUUCGAUUCAUUAGGAUCUCAAUCCAUCAACAUCAAACUGGAAUCAAGUCAAAAACGUAUCUUUGAUGAUCAAUCAUAUGAAAAGGUCGGAGCUCAAAUCGUUCCGCCCGGUACAGCUGAUGGUGAUGCAGACCUGAUCUUAGCAAUCAAAGAAAUCUCAAUCAAUGACUUAAAUCCAACUUCAUCGACUAAACCAAAUCAUAAACGUACCUAUUGCUUUUUUUCACAUACUCAUAAAGGCCAAUCUUAUAAUGUUCCAUUGUUACAGAAGAUGGUCUCUUCAGGUGAUAGGUUUAUUGAUUGGGAAUUACUCACGAAUCCUCAUUCUGGAUCUAGAACCGUUUCUUUUGGUAGACUGGCUGGUUUAGUAGGUGCAGCUGAAGCAUUAUCAGGAUUAGGUUUAGCAUGUUUACGACAUGGUGUUUCAACCCCAUUCUUAAAUUUGGCAAGACCUUACACAUUCAAUUCUGAGGUUGAAUUAAUGAAUGCAAUCGGUAGAUUAAGAGAUCGAAUUCAUCGUGAAGGUUAUAAUGGAGAUCAUCCGAUCAGUGUGGUUAUCACAGGUUCGACUGGAAGGGUAGGGAAAGGAGCCGUAGAAGUUUUAGAUCAAGUUGGGAUUCAAUGGGCAACGGAUUUGAAUGAAUUUCGUCAAAUGGCUAAAGAUGAAGAGGGACAUCAUAGACAGCAUAAGAUUAUUGGAUACAAACUUGGAUUAGAAGAUCAUUUGAUUAGACUUGAUGAUUCAAACUCACCUUUUGAUCGUCAACUUUAUAAUUCAUCACCCGAACUCUUUCGUUCAACUUUUUCCAAAACCAUCGAUACUGAUUCUUGUGGAUUUGUUUGUGGAAUCGACAAGGUCGCUCCUUGGACUAAUUUAUUGAUCAAUGGAUCAUAUUGGAGUUCGGAAUUUCCUAGGUUAUUAAAUUCAACAGAUUUGAUUAGCUUACUGCAAGAUCAAACGAUUAAUAGGAUGUGGUCUGUAGCUGAUAUUUCAUGCGACUUUAAAGGAGGUUUAGAGUUUGUAGAAAGAGCUACAUCUAUUGAAGACCCUUAUGCUUACUUGGGAGUCAGUCAAGAUCAUCAAAGAAUAGAAGAAGUACCAUGGAGACACCCAGCUUCAACCCUUCAAUUAAUCUCCAUCGAAAUCUUACCCACCGAGUUGGCCAAGGACGCUUCGAUUGCAUUUUCUAAAGCUGUUGUACCAUAUAUAAAAGCUUUUGUUGAAACCAAUGAAGAUUUAAAUCAUCAACUUGAUUCAGCUACAAUUUGUAGUGAUGGGAAACUCAAACCGGCUCAUGAAUCUCUUCAAGCUUUGAUCACCAUAGAUGAUACACCUAGAAAAGUGGUUUUAUUCGGAUCAGGGAUGGUGGCUUUACCUGCUAUACAAACUUUAUUGAGUGAUCCGAAAGUAGAAGUGAUUUUGGCUAGUCAAUUUGAAUCUGAAGCUAAUGAAUUAAAAUCAAAGUGUGGACCAGAGGCUGAGAGUCGGAUCAAAGUGGUCAGAAUUGAUGUGAUGAAUGAUGAAGAAGGGUUAAGGGAAUUGAUGAAGAGUGCAAGAGUAGUAGUAAGCCUUUUACCAGCACGAAUGCAUCCGGUAAUCGCAAGACAUUGUAUAGAAUCAAAUGUUCAUUUAGUGACAGCUUCAUAUAUAUCGAAAGAAAUGGAAGGCUUUCAUCAAGAAGCUAAAGAACGAAAGUUGAUGUUUUUAAAUGAAUUAGGAUUAGAUCCAGGUAUAGAUCAUAUGAGUGCGAUUCAAAUGAUCAAGAAGUAUCAAAGGAAAGGCUAUAUGAUCAAAUCCUUUGUGAGCUUUUGUGGAGGCUUACCUGAGUUUAGAGAUCGGUUGAUUGGCUAUAGGUUUUCUUGGUCUCCUAGAGGUGUUUUGGAAGCUUUAAAGAAUCCAGCCAAGUUUAAAUUGAUGGGAAAGUCGUAUGAAAUUGAAGGACAAGAUUUGGUUAAGAAACGGUUUGAUAAGAUUGGUAAAAGUUUGUUUAAUGGAAGGUACAAGUUGGAAGGAUUAGCGAAUCGAGAUUCAUUAAGUUAUAUAGAGAAAUAUGGAUUACGAUUUGAUGAAUUAGAUAGUAUGAUGAGAGGUACAUUGAGGUAUGAAGGGUUUGGUGAAGUGAUGGAAGUGGUGGGUAACUUAGGAUUAUUGAGUGAUCAGAGAUGGCCAAGUUUUGAAAAGAUGAAAGUAGCAGAACAGAUGAAGGAUAGGAAAGUUUUGAAGGUUUUGGAAGAGUUGGAGAUUUUGAAAGCUGGAAAACUUAAUGUUUUAGAAGAUCAAACCCAUCAAAGUCCAAUCGAAUGGUUAAGUGAAGUCUUAUCCAACAAAUUAAAGUAUCGAUCAGGAGAAAGAGAUAUGGUUUUAAUGAAUCAUGAAAUCAGAAUUGAAAGAGAAGGUCAAACAAAAAGAGUGAAGAUGUGCUUGGAAGAAAAAGGUGAAGCUAUGUCAAGAACUGUUGGAUGUCCUAUUGGGAUUGGAGCCUUGAUUAUAUUGAAUGAAGAAGCAAAGAUGGAGAAGAUGGAAAGAGGUGUGAUUAGACCGAUUGAAGAUGAGUUCUCUUUGAUGGUUUUGGAUAGGUUGGAAAAGGUUGGGAUUAAGUUGAAUGAAGAGGUUAUGAAGAAUGAAGAACUUGGGAUUGAAGAUAGGUUAAUUCAAAGGGUGGUUGGGUUGAGGAAUAUGUUGUAUAUUAAAGUGUACUUUUGUGGUGGUGGUGGUGGUGGUUCUUGUUGUUGA